Rattus rattus (black rat) is the source of this 1696-nucleotide messenger RNA. RefSeq names its product chromosome 3 C3orf80 homolog (gene C3H3orf80). Bases 107 to 850 code for a protein of 247 amino acids. The record is from RefSeq and is a predicted model, not a curated record. Lineage: Eukaryota; Metazoa; Chordata; Mammalia; Rodentia; Muridae. The transcript has a single exon.
CGAGGCGCGGGAGGCGGCGCGCGCGGGACCCAUCGGCAGCAGCGCCCGGGCCAGACGGAGCUCCGAGCCUUGCGGUCCCGGACCCCGGCGGAGAUCCGCGCCGGCCAUGUGGGGUCCUGGGGUCACCACCGAGGGCCUGUCGGUGGCUCCAGCGCCGCCGCCGCUGCUACCUCUGCUGCUGCUGCUGGCGCUGGCGUUGGUGGCGCCCUCCCGGGGCGGCGGGGGCUGCGCGGAGCUGGCGUGCGGCGAGCGGGAGCGCUGCUGCGACUCGGCCAACGCCACGGCCGUGCGCUGCUGCAAGCUGCCGCUCCACGCCUUCCUAGACAACGUGGGCUGGUUCGUCCGCAAGCUCUCUGGGCUGCUCAUCCUGCUAGUGCUCUUCGCCAUCGGCUACUUCCUGCAGCGCAUCAUCUGCCCCAGCCCACGCAGGUACCCGCGUGGCCAGGCGCGACCUGGCCAGGCGCGACCGGGGCCUCCCGGGGGUGCCGGACCGCCGGGGACAGCGGGGCCACCCGACGACGACGACGACUCGCCCGCUCUGCUGCGCGACGAGGUGGCGGCGGGCUCGCAGGACUCACUGCUGGACAGUGGCGGUGGUCGGGGCCGAGGAGGUGGCGGACGCCUGCCCCCCUCCAGCGUUUCGGAGCACGAACUGCGGGUGGUGUCACCGGUCUUUCUCCAGCUGCCCAGCUACGAGGAGGUCAAGUACCUUCCCACCUAUGAGGAAUCCAUGCGGCUGCAGCAGCUCAACCCGGCGGAGGUCGUGUUGCCUGUGUCGGUGCUCGGCCGCCCGCGAGGCGGCAGUGCCGGGGACCCCGACGGCGGCCAGGGCCGUUUCCCGCUCAUCUGAGUGCAGGGAGCCUCACCGGGAUCGCCGGGACCGUACAGGAUUGGGGGCUGUGGGUGGCACUCAACUGCAGGUGUGUUGGCAGCCGCCACUGACUGCCUCUGAUCACACCUAGCAUCCCCGCGCAACCUGUAGCCUGGCGCCCAAGUCGGGGUCAGCCCCCUCCCUCUCGCUUCCCGGGGAAUCUGUGGUUUUCUAUGUUUCUUUGGGCUCAAGGCUAGGCAGCUCGGCGGGGCAAUGGCUUUGGAUUAGCCCCCCAGCUCUUCUUGGACGGUCGUCCCCGCCCUCUGCCAUGCCUCCCCUUGUGUUCACUGUAAGUGCCUGCUUCUCCAAUCCAAAAGAACACGGAAACCAUUUGGUGUGUCUAGAGACCCGCGGCUUGCUUUAAGGUUAAAAGGGAAGGAGCACAGGUUCAUUCCUUGCUCUCCUGCUCGAACAGGUCACAGUCUCCCAGGACAUAAUAGUGAGGAGCCUUUGGCUCUGGACCUCGACCAGUGACUGCUGCAUGCAGGUCUGUGGAAGCAGUACUUGGCUGUGAGGGGAUCCCUUGAGAAGGACCCAGAAAACCCUUUGGCGUCUUCCUGGCCGAGCAUAUAGUUACAGCUGAUGGCUCGCAGUUUUGUUGGGGAAGGGAUACCAUGAUGGAUGGUUUAGCGGCUGCAUCUGUUCAAGAUGUAGCAACUUAUUAAUCCAGACCGUAUUUGCAAUAUGGUACCGACGGGCUUUGAUUUUUCAGUUUGUAGACUGUUUUGUCUUGUAUUUUUCUAUUUUAUCAUGCAUUAGACAAUUCAACAAAUUGACAAGAUAAUCAGUUUUGUUUUAGGCCAGUCAUCCUCAAGAAAUCGCCCG